AUGGCACGACCACAACAACGGUUCCGAGGCGUGAGACAGAGGCAUUGGGGCUCUUGGGUCUCCGAAAUCCGUCACCCUCUCUUGAAAACAAGAAUCUGGUUGGGGACAUUUGAGACGGCGGAGGAUGCGGCAAGAGCCUACGACGAGGCGGCGAGGCUAAUGUGUGGCCCGAGAGCUCGUACCAAUUUCCCUUACAACCCAAACGCCAUUCCUUCUUCCUCUUCCAAGCUCCUUUCAGCCACCCUCACCGCUAAACUCCACAAAUGCUACAUGGCCUCUCUUCAGCUUACCAAACAGACGCAAAAUGAGACGCAGACGCAAAAUGAGACGCAGACGCAAGUUCAAACGCAUAACGCGAGAUUACGGCCGUUAUCCUUACCGAACACUGACGCUGUCAACAAUGUGGCGGGGAACGGAAAUGAGUAUAACAGGGGAGAAGUAACGGAGAUGACGACGACGGAGAUCAAGUGGGAAGAUGGAAACGCGAAUCUGCAACAGAAUUUCAGGCCAUUGGAGGAAGAUCACAUCGAGCAAAUGAUCGAGGAGCUGCUUCAUUGCGGUUCCAUUGAGCUUUGCUCUGUUUCACCUACUCAGUCGCUGUGA
This is a messenger RNA of Microthlaspi erraticum, 603 nucleotides long. NCBI's taxonomy places the organism in Eukaryota, Viridiplantae, Streptophyta, Magnoliopsida, Brassicales, Brassicaceae. The record is from the annotation of a GenBank genome assembly.